Messenger RNA from Arvicola amphibius (Eurasian water vole), 424 nucleotides. It is a transcript of the gene S100g, whose product is annotated as S100 calcium binding protein G. Gene Ontology annotation, cellular component: cytoplasm. The coding region runs from base 79 to 318 and encodes 79 amino acids. Gene Ontology annotation, molecular function: calcium ion binding; transition metal ion binding. NCBI's taxonomy places the organism in Eukaryota, Metazoa, Chordata, Mammalia, Rodentia, Cricetidae. The transcript has 3 exons. The record is from RefSeq and is a predicted model, not a curated record.
ACUUCAUCAGCUGAUCGCCUGCUGCUCUUCAGACUCUUCCAGUGCUUGCUCUGACUGGUAAGCAGCUCGGACAGCAGAAUGAGUACCAAGAAGUCUCCCGAAGAAAUGAAGAGCAUUUUUGAAAAAUAUGCAGCCAAAGAAGGCGAUCCAAACCAGCUAUCAAAGGAGGAGCUGAAGCUACUGAUUCAGUCAGAAUUCCCCAGUCUCCUGAAGGGUGCGGGUACUCUAGACAAUCUGUUUAAAGAGCUGGAUAAGAAUGGAGAUGGAGAAGUCAGUUUCGAAGAAUUUCAAGCACUGAUCAAAAAGAUAUCAGCAUGAAGAAGCCAUUAGGAAGCACCGUCACCAACUAGUCAUCGAAUCCUUCACAAUCAUAAAGAUGGAGCUGUGAGAUCAAUGUCCUGUUAAUAAAGCAAUUUCUGAGACA